This is a messenger RNA of Striga asiatica, 318 nucleotides long. Lineage: Eukaryota; Viridiplantae; Streptophyta; Magnoliopsida; Lamiales; Orobanchaceae. The record is from the annotation of a GenBank genome assembly.
AUGGGGCGUGCAAGCUACAACUUGACCCAUGACUCUGAGCUCCUACACAGUUCAAAGGAUAAAGGUUGCACCCAUCCACAUGAGACUCAGAAACAUACUGAAACUGAAGGACGACACGUGACAGUCUCUGUGAUAAAGUUAGCAAGCUCCCUUAGCGGGCGACAUUCCCCAAAUGCUUUGACCAAUGUGGUUAGGUUUUUCUUUGGAUCUGGCCUGGCAAGUGCAAGGAUCAUUGGCUUCCUCGGAUUCGAGAAGAAACGCAUAAUCUGUAUGAAGACGAGAACUCCAAGAUACAUCACACAGUUCAUUUCUAGCUAA